Messenger RNA from Columba livia (rock pigeon), 5882 nucleotides. It is a transcript of the gene RFLNA, whose product is annotated as refilin A. The coding region runs from base 452 to 1099 and encodes 215 amino acids. The transcript is spliced from 3 exons. The record is from RefSeq and is a predicted model, not a curated record. NCBI's taxonomy places the organism in Eukaryota, Metazoa, Chordata, Aves, Columbiformes, Columbidae. Gene Ontology annotation, biological process: negative regulation of chondrocyte development; negative regulation of bone mineralization involved in bone maturation; skeletal system morphogenesis. Gene Ontology annotation, molecular function: filamin binding. Gene Ontology annotation, cellular component: actin filament bundle.
CCUCCCACCCUCUCCGGAUAAAUGGGCCGCCGGGAGGCGGCGGGCGGGUGGACGGCGGCAGCCUGUGGAGGAGCGCGGCCCGCCUGGCCUCGUUCCCCGCCGCGCCCAGCGCUCCCUACCGGCGGGGCCGCCCCGGGCUCCGCCGCACGUAAACGGCCACAUCUCCCGCGGGGCUGGGGCGGGGGGAUCGGGCCUUUCUUCCCUUCUCCGGGGGCCGCCUGACGGGCGGGCAGGACGCGGGGGCCGGGCGGAGGGAAGGCGGCUGGAGGAGCCCGGUGCGGCUGAUGCUGGCUCUGCCCCGUGCAGCAGGCUCAGCCCGGGCUCCGGCAGGCUGGUGGCGGCGACCGGGACUCAGGAGGAGCCCCCCGGGCUCCUUUCCCCUUCCCUCCCUCCGUGGCGGGCGGCGCUGGAGGAUUUUCUCCCGCCGCGGCCCCCUCGUUGCCCCCCAGACAUGGUAGGUCACCUACAGCUGCAAGGGAUGGACGAGAGUCUGAAGGAGAAGAGCCGGGAAGGCUUGCUGGACAGCCCGGACUCGGGGCUGCCCCCCAGCCCCAGCCCCCCUUUCUACUCCCUGUCGCCCGGUGAGGGCCGGGCUGGGGGCAGCGGCGCUGCGGACCCCCCGGGCCACCGGCGAGAGGCCAAGGACGGCAAAGUGAUGCCUUACCUGCUCCUGAACCCAUCCCUGCCGGAGGUGAGGCCUCGGAUGUACCCUGUGUUUUUCGGAGAAAGCAUUGAGGUCAGCCCUGAGCCCGUGCAGGAAAUCAGGUGCAAUUCUGAGGUAAAGUACGACUCCGAGAAGCAUUACCGGGAUGACAUCUUCUACGGCCCCAUCCCCACUGUCACCACCUACAGCGAGACAGUCAUUGCUGCUCCCAAUUGCACCUGGCGGAACUACAAGUCCCAGCUGAUCUUUGAGCCCCGCCAGAAGCCUCUGAGGUUUCAGAGCACGACCAUCAUUUUUCCUAAGCGUGCCAAGAACAUUUACCGGACCACCCUCAACUACAGCUUGGGUUGCGCCAAGCGUUGGUUUGCUUCCAGCGUGCAGCUGGAACUCUGCGAGGAAACCAGCCCGUGCGUCAUGUACAGCGAGACCCUCUGAUCCGCCCUGCCGCUGGCAACCUCGUGACCUCAAGGAGGCUGCGGCCUUUGCUGGGUCUCUGACUGGGCCCUCAUUGAAGGCGACUAAAUAUUCAUAUCUGGAGAACACGUUGUCUUGGGUGAGGCUGAACUGGCUGGGAGGAGGCUUGUAGGGCAUGGGAUGGUUUUGAUCAGUGAAAGGCUGGCUUGUAUUUUGCAAAGUUCCUGACGUUCGUGAUCUGGAUUUUUUUUUUCCCCAAGCAUAUCUAUUUUUGACUUACGUUUAGAUGAAAUCAAGAUGACAAAGGACCCUAUUACCCAUAGCAGAGUGCUGCGCUGUGAGCUCCGUAGGUCUUGUCUAGCACAUAGGUGAGACUCACUGUAACCUUCAGAGCUAUUUUAAUCUCUGCAAAGGGAAGACCAACUGCACAGUCAGCAUCCAGUCUGCCCCGCACAUACCAAGCCAGGUCUAUUAGAGUUUAAACGCAGAGGAGUUGGUUAUUUGUAUUGGUACAUCACAGCUUGCUCCAACAGCUCAUCUGGGAGACAGCUGCGAUAUUACACCACUGCAGUAACCUCAGGCCUAACUUACUGGGAGGAGUGAGGACUGUCACCAAGAAAGAGGAAGAAAACAGGCGCACGGUGCUCUUGCUGGCAGGCAGAUAUUUAUAUACUGUAGCAGGGCACAGUGUAACCAGGAGAUGGGAGAAAGGCCUACCCCAGCGCACAGCCACCUCUUGUGUGAGCCCAGCCAAGAGUAUGCAGGGGAGACUGAGGAAACUGAAUAGUUGAAGGGCUAUUUUCUAAAAGUUUCCAAGUGACUGAGGAGCCCGGUGCCCUUUUUCAAAAGUACCAUCAUUCCAAGUGUGCCAUGCUAUUCGUUGUCUCAAACACCCGAUUUACAGGGAUCUUCACGCACUUGCAACCCUUUUGAGUUUCAGGGCUGUGUUGCAGAGAGAAGUGGGAUGAGAAGAUGCUGUCUAGCUGCAAAGAAGGCAGUGCAGGGUUAAUUCAUGAGCCUUGUUGCUCGCCCUCUCCAUAGUUUCCUUACCUGUGGCAUGGGUAGGUUUGCUGACAGGGGAGGAGCAGCCAAGUUUUCUCAAUGUAGAGCCUGAAGAGCCCAAAUCUGUGCAAGUUUUCCCUAAUCAGCCAGGCUGUAGCAGUUCAACAGGUACUUCACAAACAGCUGAUCUGUCUCUGCAAAAGGAUAAAGGAACACAGAGAGCAGGAGUCACUACAGCCACCCUAAGGUAAACCAUCCCUUCUCAUGAAUCACAUCUCUUCACUUUGGCAGCUUGUUGAAAAUCAGUGAAAGCCUGGAUUCCUGCAAACACAUAACCUUUGAAAAUGGCACGGAAUUGUCUCCAAAAAUCUUACCAAACAUUUUUGUAUGCUGCUCAGAAGAGCUCAGACUUCGAAAAUAACCACAAAGCUCUGGAAAUUAAUUUCCAGUUUUCCCUCUUCUAAACUUUCCAUUUUGUUCCUGACUUGCUGCAAGUCUGAUCAAGUUAUUUCAGAACACAACUGAGCAGCUAAGUCAGAAAACCUAUUAACGGUGUCAACGAGACGCAGCUCAUUGCCCAGAACAGUUGACGCACAAACCCAUGGAGAGUACAAAAAAAUCUGAAAUACUGAAGUCACUUGUGAAGAUACUUUUUUUCCCAUCAGUUUCAAAAGGCAAUUAAUAAAUGUGACCAAAACUGUGACCUUUAUGAAACAGAGUUCUCGUAUCUAAAAAAGGAGCACAAUUUUUCCACCAGAGGUAAAGAUAAGGUUGUUACAUACAAACUUAAAUCCUGACAGCUGAAGCAUUGUUAGUACUGGAAGAUGUGUGCUAUGGCAGUGGAGAACUCUGCCUUUCUGCCUGGGAGUUAGGACUUGGUAGGGAGAAAUCUCUCAAAGGAUUUCCAAGGCUUCCACCUACUGUUGAAUUCUUCUCAGCAACACAGAAACAAGGAUUAUAUUGGCUAUUGGUCAGAUAUUGCUGUCACUGAUAGCAUCAAAGCCUGGAAAAGCAACAUCUGCCUCCAAAGGGGUUAUUAUGCCUGAAGCAACCCUUUUCCCCAGAGCUCCAGCAAACGAGUUGUGUGGAUGUAGCUCAGCAGGGAAGCUGGAGCUGGUAUGGAUGUGGUCCCAGCGCGCUGCAGGCUGGCGAUGCACUCACAAGUUCAUCUUGAGGUCUAUCCUAUAAUUUCACCAAGUGCUGGUGAGUGAGCCUUGUGGAAACACUCACCUGCCUUCCAGGCACAUCGUGAGGGCUCUGGAGGGCUCUUUGCAGGCCGGUGAGAGUCUGUAAUCCAGGUUCAAAAGCAGGGCCAGUGCUCACACCUGGGAGAUCCCUGCAUGGUGACGGAUUCACUCACAAGCACCUCCACUGAGCAAGCACGGAGACAGGCUGACCCCCGAGCUGAAGCAGCCGGAGACUCCCCGUUCUGACCAUACAUCAGGCUCCAAGCACCAAGCUGCAGUUUUUGAUCAUGCUGGUUUUUUGAGCCAAAUGUUUUUUUCCCCAGAAGAAUCUCUUUUAUCAUGGCCAGCUGCAGGCUUCUGCCCUCUUUGUCCACUUCUGCUUCCUAAACAUUGACCGCAACAGAAGAAAGAAAAUUAAAAAUAAAUCAAAGAAAGCCAAACAAAACUAGUGUACAAAUACAAAUCCAGUGGCUGAAGCACAGCCAGGCUUUUCCCCACGCAGGGACAGGGGCUGCUAAGGCGAAGUCUCCCAGGGGGUGCAAUGGGAGGUGCGGCCUUGGCACCGCAGGGUCCGCACACAUCCAGGCCAGGCCUCUUUGAAGCUUCGUGCUUUAUUUUCUCUGCAAAUAGACUAGAAAUGACCUAACACACUCUCGCUCCUUAGAGCUUAAGCAUGGUUUUGCCAUGUCAGGCUUGGGGUUUCUAGACAGCUGGAGACAUUUCAAGCUGUGUAGGCAUGGACAGGCCACCACCCUGGGCCACAUGCAAACUGUGACAUUGCCAAGUGCCUGAGAUCUGUGCAAGUUUCUGAAAAGUACCUUCUUGUAUUGUAUCUCCCAAGGGCCCAUCUCAAUCUGCUUUUCUUCUCAAUGCAAGCUGGUGUUGGAAAGGGACUUUGUUGUUCCUGAGGACAAGAAAACCACAGAGGGUCAGGUUGUCACCCUUGUGUGGGCGCAGAUCCACCCUGCCCACCCACCCUCUGUCCCCAAAAAGAGCCAAAGUUUGUCUUGCUCAUGACUAGGAAAAGUAAUGACUUUUUUUGAUUUGCUUUAACACCAGAAAUUGAAUCUUUUGUGUAUGGUGCCAAUUAAGAAUCACUCCAAGCCACCAAGAAGUGCCUUACUUGUAGUAUGUUUGUACAUCUAAAAGGAACAAUUAGUCCCACUAGAGAGGUGUUUUUCUUUUAAACGGAGCAUUAUUCAUCUCAGCCAACAAAUCUUUGUUCAUGUAUAUUUUCUCAAAGACACAAAUUACAAAUUUAGACCAUGGAAAUACUGCUUAGAAAGGUGAGUUUCCUUCAGCAGCUGGGACUGUGGCUACAUGAUUUCUCCCCAGGAUACUAAUGCCGACACUCCUGUAAGCCUGAUGGGUAAAGUCAGGCUCUGCCUUUAGGAACUAUUUUCCAUCAAUAGUUAUUUUUGAGAUCAGAAACUUUCUCAGAAGACAUCUGUUUUUUGGCGGGGAGGUUGUUUAAUUCAAUGUGGAAAGUCACUGUCUCAAAGGUGCAGGGUUUGCCCUUUGUCCCUGUCAUUCCUGUGAUCGUUCUGCCCCUGAAUGCACCAGAGCACACGUGUGUCUGCUCUGCCAGCAUUGCCAGCAUUGCAUUUGCGGCCAAAAAGAGGGAACCUGAACUAAAUAUUGAACUUUCAGAAUCUGCAGAAUACUUUGCACAAAUUGCAGAGAACGACUUUGACCAAAACAGUUCACCGCUUCUUUUGUCUGUCUUUAUGUUUUUUUUUUCCUAGGCCAGCUCUACUUUUCUCAAUGUGAAAUACAGGCAGGUUCGCACCUAGGUGCACAGUUCCUGGGAACGAUGAAAUGAGGUUCGGGUGUUGAUAGCGGUGUUUGAGUGAGCUGCUGGUCAGAGAAGUGAAUGCUAUUUACUAUUUAUGUUGAAUGAGUCUUUAAAAAAAUGGGAAAGGUCACUAGAAGGCUAAUGGGCAAAAAAGACUUUGUAGACCAAAUGGAAGAGUAAAAGCCACGUGAAUCUGAUCUAGAGGCGAAUGGUUCUGUGUGUGAACACUGUGAACUAGGAUAUUUAGCCAUUGUAGUUUUAAACUGCCUUUUUUCCUGUGGGGAAGGGUAUCCUUGCCUUCUUUAGAGCUGAAGAUGGGGGAACACUUCAUAGGGAACUGGUGUUCUUGUGAGAUAUGGAAAGGGGAUCACUCCGCUCCCUGAGGAUCACCCCAUCACUCACAAAUUGGUCCGUUCUGAACGUCUCUCCUAAAGCUCUACUAUAACCAUUCUAUUUUAUGUCUUGGGAGGCACUAAUUAUGUUUCAGAUACUGUGAUGGCCAUCAAAAUGAGCAAAGCAUCCUAGCAGGUGAAUUGUGACCUGAAGAUGGGGUUGAAAGGUGUUUGAAGGUUGGAGAAGGAAGAAGAGAACAUAUAACCGGUGGAAAUGCAUAAGGAUGUGUCAUAUUUUUAUUUUUGUAAGUCUGAUUCUCUAAGUGCUUGUAAAGUACUCUACUGUUGUAUAUGUGGUGAUGCAGUAGUUCACAAUAUCCUUUUAUUUUUGUAUAUUCCCCUCUCCACAAUAAUCCCUUUCUGUUCAACUCAUAGAGUAAUUUAAGAAGACAAAAUUUAUAUAUCAUAAUAAAAUGCUCAAACCGUCA